Emiliania huxleyi CCMP1516 is the source of this 1803-nucleotide messenger RNA. RefSeq lists its product as hypothetical. The coding region runs from base 1 to 1803 and encodes 600 amino acids. Lineage: Eukaryota; Haptophyta; Isochrysidales; Noelaerhabdaceae. The transcript is spliced from 4 exons. The record is from RefSeq and is a predicted model, not a curated record.
AUGCCAGCCCUCGCUGCCGCCGAGCUCAGCAUUCCGGCCGAGCAGCACCCCGAUCCCGCAAAGCCACUGGUGAUACCCGUCGACUCAACAGCUUUUGGUGGGCUCUACCCUGCGCUUCAUUCCGUGGUCUGUGGGAUGCAACCGUCGUGGGUCCAGAUUCCGCAGUGGGUCGCCAUCAGUGCGCUUCUCCCGUUCAGUGAGCCCGAGCCCGCUGUGGCCACCUACUUUGACAGGCUCAGCGUCUUGCGGCUGGCCGUAUUGGCCGCGGCUUGGCGCCGCAUCCUCGGUGCCUUGUCCGACCUCGGCGUGUUCGGCACGGCUCUGCACUCCCGCCAAAUCCCGGUGCCCGAGCUCUAUCUGCAGUGGGGCGACUUGGGGUACUCUGAGGCGAUCGUACCCUUGGGACCGGUGCCAUCUGCGGAAGCAAAGGCCGUCGACUUCUUGCAGUACGCGACAGUCGGGGCUCUCUGCGACCCUACGGCCGACGUCCCAUUCGCAGCCCUGUCUGACAUGACCCGCUGCUUGGGGCCCGUCUUCACGGCGGCAGCGCGCGUCGAUCCCAUGGGGAGCACCGUCGUGGGGGCUGCAUCGCUCGCCGCCGCCGCUGGUCACAUCACUCCGCGAGCGAGCGACGGGCAUCCCGCCCUGCUCGCUCGGCAUGUGCUCAGCAUGCUGAAGGCUACCCGCUCGAGUUUCCCGGCCUGCCUGAGGAUCAACUCUUUUCAGAACUACUCUGCGGAGGUUGAGACUCGCGCCGAGUAUGUGGGCGGGACCACCGUGGCGCGUGACCGAGUAGCCGAGCAGCGAUGCUCGCGCGCCAUUGCAGCCAAGGCGCCGACGCUCGACUCUCUGCUCCGUGCGCUGCCUCGGCCAACGCCCCCGUCGGUCGUUUAUGAAGCCUACCGGCAGCUCGUCUCGCUCUACUUUCCGACGGACCGGCGCCCUAUGGACCUGCUCCUGACUGAUCUGGAUGCUCAGCUUCACGCGCGGCUACCCACCUACCAACACGCGCUGACCAACGGCAAGCCGUUCGCUUCGAUUCUGGAGGGGUUGCGCAAGCUUCACGAAUCGCUCGAGCCCUCGAGGAAGGCGCCAGUCAUGGCUUCGACAGGCGACUCCGAGGACUCGGCGUUGGGCAAGUUCGACCGCGCGCCGGCUGGCCUUCCGGACAACUCACUCCGAGAGGCCAUCCACAGCGCCCCCUUCCAGGACGCGGUCCGCAAGAUUGGCAGCAUCGACCUCUCCACCCCGACUGGCCCGCUGGAGGUUCUCAAGGAGGCGUGCGUCACCAUCUCGGACGCUACCUCGGGUCGCAACGACGCGGCGGCGGCGGGCCUAGGGGGUUUCUGCCAUGGGUUCUACUGGCGUCUCUCUCUCAACGCGAGCGCGGCCUCCGUGAUGCAUAUUACGCUGCUCGAGUUCGCAUUCGGGUUCAUCGUCUUCAGGAGGCUGCUUCAGCGCUUCCCGCGGGUCGUCUUCCUCAGCGACGCCAUCUCCACCCCGUACGCCCUCUCGCGAGAGUCGGAGAGGAGCCCGCUGCUGCGCUUCGCACACCGCCUGCUCCGACAGACCGAGGCCUUCGGCGAUCUGGCGCCGCGCGCUUCGGUCGCCCACCUCAGCGAAGACGCUAACGCGUUCAGCGACGCAGUCAGCCGGGCGCUUUGGCCCAGGCUGGACGCGCUCGCUCGCCAGCUCGGGUUGAGGCUGACACCGAUGGACCUCCCAGAGGAGGCCAGAUACAUGCCGGCGGCGCGACUCCCCCCCGCAGAUCGUCCUCAGUGGGGGAGACCGCGACACCGGUGA